UCGGCGGUGCGGCAGCCCUGUCCGGACUCCACUGCGCCUCAGAGGGGCUCAAACACAAAUUCAAGAACUGUGGCCCCUUGUUCACAUGGUUUCAAGACACAAUGAGGYGCACUGGCUCUUGGAAGCUUUGGCCUUGGGUGGCAGUGUUCCUGCUUCCUGCUUCUACUUCCGUGACRGUUAGGGACAAGCCAGAAAAACAAUGUCCUAUUCUGAGGACAGUGGGAUAUCAGUUCACACAAGACAACAGAAAUGAACUUGAAGUUUCAGGUUUUGAUCUAGGAGAGAGCUUUUCUCUGAGACGUGCAUUUUGUGAAGGGGAUAAAACCUGUUUCAAAUUGGGAAGUGCACUUCUUAUUAGAGAUACUAUUAAGAUAUUUCCUAAAGGCCUUCCUGAGGAGUUCUCUGUAGCAGCUGUGUUUCGUGUACGAAGAAACACCAAAAAGGAGCGGUGGUUUCUGUGGCAGGUUUUAAACCAGAAAAAUGUGCCACAGAUUUCUGUCGUAAUUGAUGGUGGAAAGAAGGUGGUAGAGUUUAUGUUCCGAGCUGCCGGGGGAGACAYGUUGAAUUACAUUUUUAAAAAUCGGGAACUCCGUCCUUUGUUUGACCGUCAGUGGCAUAAACUUGGCUUCAGCAUACAAUCCCAGGUCCUUUCACUCUAUGUGGAUUGCAGUUUAAUUGCAAGCCGGCAGACUGAUGUGAAGGAUACUGUGGAUUUUCAUGGGAGGACAGUUCUGGUGGCACGAGCUGCUGAUGGCAAGCCUGUGGACAUUGAACUUCACCAACUUAAAAUCUACUGUAAUGCAAACUUCAUAACUCAAGAAACAUGUUGUGAAAUAUCAGCUACUAAGUGCCCAGAGCAGGAUGAUUUUGGAAGUACUGUGUCAUCAUCCAUAACUGSUCAUGCCAGUAAACUGUCUACGUUUCUGCCCGCAAAGCAGGAACUCAGAGACUUGUGCCAGUGCGUUCCAAGCAAGGGAGAAGCAGGAUUACCAGGGACUCCAGGUUCACCUGGGCAGAAAGGAGAGCCGGGUGAAAAUGGUUUACCUGGUGCUCCAGGCUUACCUGGUCAAAAGGGAGAACAAGGUUUUGAAGGCAGCAAAGGAGAAAYUGGUGAAAAGGGUGAACAAGGAGCAAAAGGAGACCCAGGACUGGCUGGCCUUAAUGGACAAGAUGGUUUGAAGGGUGACUUGGGUCCUCGUGGUCCACCUGGUCCAAAAGGAGAAAAGGGAGACAUGGGGCCUCCAGGACCAACAGCCUUAACUGGUUCCAUAGGGAUGCAAGGCCCCCAAGGUCCACCUGGAAAAGAAGGUCAAAGGGGAAGAAGAGGAAAAACAGGACCACCUGGAAAACCAGGACCCCCAGGGCCACCUGGACCUCCUGGAUUACAAGGAAUACAACAGACUCUUGGUGGAUAUUUUAACAAGGGAAAUGGUGAACUUGGAGCUAGUGACCCUAAAGGAGAAAAGGGUGAAACAGGACUGCCAGGAUUUCCAGGGUCUGUUGGCCCUAAAGGACAAAAAGGAGAACCUGGGGAACCCUUUGUAAAAGGUGAAAAGGGAGACCGAGGAGAACCUGGAAUAAUAGGAUCACAGGGAAUAAAGGGAGAACCUGGAGACCCUGGUCCCCCUGGUUCAAUAGGAAACCCAGGACUGAAGGGUCAACAAGGACCUGCAGGUUCCAUGGGACCCAGAGGACCACCAGGAGAUGUUGGAUUGCCAGGAGAACAUGGUAUCCCAGGAAAACAAGGCAUCAAAGGAGAAAAGGGAGAUCCAGGUGGGAUUAUAGGCCCUCCUGGGCUUCCAGGUCCAAAAGGUGAGGCCGGUCCUCCAGGGAAAAGCCUGCAAGGGGAACCAGGAUUAGAUGGAAAUCCUGGAGCACCUGGUCCACGUGGGCCAAAGGGUGAAAGAGGACUGCCAGGUGUCCAGGGCUCCCCAGGUGACAUGGGCCCACCAGGGGCAGGAAUUCCCGGAAAAACAGGCUCCCAAGGACCAACUGGAGAGCCAGGUAUUCAGGGUCCUCGAGGUCUCCCUGGGUUACCAGGAACUCCAGGGACCCCAGGAAAUGAUGGAGCUCCGGGAAGAGAUGGAAAGCCAGGACUGCCAGGUCCCCCAGGUGACCCGAUUGCCCUUCCUCUCUUGGGAGACAUCGGGGCCUUAUUCAAGAAUUUCUGUGGCAACUGCCAAGCCAAUGUUCCUGGGCUUAAAAGCAACAAAGGAGAUGAAGGAGGUGCUGGUGAGCCUGGAAAAUACGAUUCCAUCACCAGGAAGGGUGAUAUAGGACCACAGGGUCCUCCAGGAAUUCCAGGCAGAGAAGGACCAAAAGGAAGCAAAGGAGAGCGGGGCUACCCUGGUAUACCUGGGGAGAGAGGUGAAGAGGGUCUUCAAGGAAUUCCAGGCAUUCCAGGUGCUAUGGGCCCUACUGGACCCCCUGGGUUAGUGGGAAGAACUGGACAUCCUGGUCCCAUGGGAGCAAAGGGUGACAAGGGCAGUGAGGGACCCCCUGGGAAGCCUGGACCACCUGGACCACCUGGUGUACCAUUCAAUGAAGGAAAUGGCAUGAGCAGUUUAUAUAAAAUCCAGGGUGGUGUGAAUGUUCCUAGUUAUCCAGGGCCACCUGGUCCCCCUGGCCCAAAAGGCGAUCCUGGCCCAGCGGGAGAGCCUGGUGCAAUGGGGUUGCCAGGACUAGAAGGAUUUCCAGGUGUAAAGGGAGAUAGAGGCCCAGCAGGUCCUCCAGGAAUAGCUGGAACAUCGGGGAAGCCAGGUACCCCAGGGCCUCCAGGAGUUCCAGGGGAGCCAGGUGAAAGGGGACCUAUUGGAGAUAUUGGUUUCCCUGGACCAGAAGGACCCUCUGGAAAGCCAGGAAUAAAUGGAAAAGAUGGAUUACCAGGUGCUCAGGGCAUCAUGGGUAAACCUGGAGACCGAGGCCCCAAAGGAGAACGGGGUGAUCAGGGAAUCCCAGGAGAUAGAGGUCCACAAGGUGAACGGGGAAAACCAGGCCUUACAGGCAUGAAAGGAGCUAUAGGUCCUAUGGGGCCACCAGGAAACAAGGGCUCCAUGGGAUCCCCUGGCCACCAAGGCCCUCCAGGAUCCCCAGGAAUCCCUGGCCCUCCGGCUGAUGCAGUUUCAUUUGAAGAAAUAAAGAAGUAUAUUAAUCAAGAGGUCCAAAGGAUUUUUGAAGAGAGGAUGGCUGUGUUUCUAUCCCAACUCAAGCUGCCAGCAGCAAUGUUGGCUGCUCAAGCUCAUGGGAGGCCUGGACCACCAGGAAAGGAUGGGUUACCUGGGCCACCAGGAGACCCUGGACCCCAAGGCUACCGAGGACAAAAGGGAGAAAGAGGUGAACCUGGAAUUGGAUUGCCAGGUAUUCCUGGGACUUCAGCUAUGGGUUUGCCAGGCUCACCGGGUACUCCAGGGCCCCAGGGCCCCCCAGGACCUAGUGGAAGAUGUAACCCAGAAGAUUGCCUCCAUCCUGUGUCUCAUGCCCAUCAUCGGGCAGGUGGGAAAUGAGCACACCUGAGGAAGACUUGGUUCCUGAGGAUACCUUCCGCCUUUGGAGCUAUCUUAUUUCUGUCAAACUUUCACAGUUUGUGGGCUGCUUUUUUUUUUCUUUUUAGAAUUUUACUGUAAGUCAGACAUUAAAUGCAAAAGUUUGAAUCCUGUUCCUACAAUAAUUGCAAAUUAGUAUUUCAGAUUUUCCCCAAAUUCAUUCCAUAUGUUUUGCCUCAUCAAUACUAUGAUUUGUAUUCAGUUUUAUAUGAAACAUGCAAGCAAAUCUUGUUGUUAGUAUUUCAAAAAAAAUCAUAUGAUUUGGUAGACGGAUGAUGUUGUACAUUUUGUAGACUUAUCAUCAUGUAAUUGACCUCUGAUCUCUGAAUUCUAAAGUUUCAGACUUGAAGUUUUCUUAGCAAUGGAAUUUAGUGUCAUUGCUAAAAAUUUUGUUCACUUUCUUGUGUAUUGCUCCUAUUAACCUUUUUUGAUUACUUUUACAAGAAUUCUUAUGCCAUCCUACAUCCAUCCUACUUUUGCAGAAAAAUAUUUAGGCAAUAAGAGCUUCACUUUAUAACUAUGCUUUGAAAAAAUUAAAGGAGACUUUUA
Messenger RNA from Urocitellus parryii (Arctic ground squirrel), 4091 nucleotides. NCBI's taxonomy places the organism in Eukaryota, Metazoa, Chordata, Mammalia, Rodentia, Sciuridae. The record is from RefSeq and is a predicted model, not a curated record.